Molecule: messenger RNA, 1025 nt
Organism: Silurus meridionalis
Lineage: Eukaryota; Metazoa; Chordata; Actinopteri; Siluriformes; Siluridae
Gene: gpatch11
Product: G patch domain containing 11
Exons: 8
Coding region: 106-888 (260 amino acids)
Cellular component (GO): kinetochore
Molecular function (GO): nucleic acid binding
Source: RefSeq, a predicted model, not a curated record
GAUGGAAAGCUUUUAUUUUGAAAAAGUCUCACCGGUUCCCUUAACCGGAAGUAAAACGCUUACAAUAUUUUGUUCCGACAUAACGUUACCUAAAUAAACUAGAAGAUGUCGGAGGAGGAAGAUGAUUAUAUGUCCGAUGCCUUUCUAAAUCCAGUAUUGGACGUUCGGCCUGGUGUGCCAAUGGCGAAACGUUUAAAGGAGACAUUAAAGCGAGAGACUUUGCAGAAAGAGAAGAAUAUUCUUAACCAGCAGAAAAGCUACAAGGAGCAAGAGCGAAGCAGACGAGAUUUGGCCCUGCAGAGCUCUCUAAGCAGUGAGAAUAAAGGCUUUGCUUUGCUGCAGAAAAUGGGCUACACUGCAGGACAGGGUCUUGGGAAAGAAGGUACUGGACGAGUUGAACCAAUUCCCCUUAAUGUAAAAACUGGUAGAGGGGGCAUCGGGUUGGAAGAACUAAAGAAAAGGAAGGCAGAGGAGAACUUGGAAAAAUACAGAAAGAAAAUUCUGGUGAAGCAACGUAUGGAGAAGUCGUCUCUUGAGGAUUUCAGAGAGCGUAAAAGAACUGAAAGAGAAAAGCUUGAAAUUGAAGGAGACCUGAGGAAGAGUCAGUUUGCCUGUGAACAGCUGGACAGACAAAAGAAAAUAAGUGUCCCGAAGGACAGUUGGUAUUGGCCUGAAGUAGAUGAUGAUAAUCAAGAGGAUGAGCAUGAUGAAACCAACACUGAAGAAAGUAAAGAUGAAGAAUUGACGUCAAUACUGAAGCUACAGCUUAUCACAUCAUACCUGAGGAGUGUACAUUUCUACUGCAUAUGGUGUGGGACAGCAUAUAGAGAUGAGGAGGAUAUAAACACCAACUGUCCAGGUUUUACAGCAUCACACCACAAUGAGUAGAGGAAGAGAUCUGCCAUUAUAUUUUCUUUCCCUUUUUUACUAUUGUUUUGCAUGCAGGCCUUUUAUUACCUUUAGGACAGUUAUAUAUUUUGUUUCGAUCGCUUUGUUAUUAAAUAUAUUUUGAUUGCUCUGCUGAA